Messenger RNA from Rhagoletis pomonella (apple maggot), 3530 nucleotides. RefSeq names its product importin-5 (gene Karybeta3). Gene Ontology annotation, molecular function: protein binding; nuclear import signal receptor activity. Gene Ontology annotation, biological process: protein import into nucleus. Lineage: Eukaryota; Metazoa; Arthropoda; Insecta; Diptera; Tephritidae. The record is from RefSeq and is a predicted model, not a curated record. Gene Ontology annotation, cellular component: nucleus; cytoplasm.
GAUGCGUAUAACAAUUUACCACGUGAUGUAAAGGUGACGCACCUUUUGGGCACCAUACACAAUGGCCAACAAUCCGAGGAAGCACGUCAGAUGGCUGCGGUACUUUUGCGUCGCCUCUUUACAUCGGAAUUCACUGAAUUUUACAAGGAGCUGCCUCAAGAGUCUCAAGCUCAGCUGUUGCAGCAAAUUUUGCUAGCCGUACAGCAGGAAGUUACUCCGAAUUUGCGUCGCAAAAUCUGUGAAUUGGUUGCUGAGGUUGCUCGCAGUCUCACUGACGAAGAUGGCAAUAAUCAAUGGACCGAUAUCUUGCAAUUUCUUUUCCAAUGCGCCAACUCACCAUCGGCACAAUUGCAAGAGUCCGCAUUGCGUAUUUUUGCCAGUGUUCCAUCAAUUUUUGGUAACCAAGAAGCCCAAUAUCUUGAUUUGAUCAAGCAAAUGCUGGCCAAGAGUUUGGAACCCACAGCUGAUGUGGAGGUGCGAUUCCAGGCUGUACGUGCUAUUGGUGCAUUCAUACUGCAUCACGAUAAGGAUGGAGAGUCGAGCGUGUUCAAGCACUUUUCGGAUUUGUUGCCACGCAUGAUCAUGAUCACCGCUGAAAGUAUUGAGGCGCAAGACGAUCAAAGUUUAUUGAAAUUACUAAUCGAUAUGACUGAAACAUGUCCGAAGUUCUUGCGCCCACAAUUGGAGAAUAUCUUUGAGAUGUGCAUGAAAGUGUUUGCCACUACAGAUGUGGAGGAUAGUUGGCGUCAUUUGGUUUUGGAAGUAAUGGUGUCGCUGUCGGAGAAUGCCCCAGCAAUGGUACGCAAACGCGCCGAAAAGUAUAUAGUAACGUUGAUACCAUUGGUAUUGCAAAUGAUGACCGAUUUGGAUGAAGAUGAAGAAUGGGCCACCUCCGAUGUGGUUACCGAUGACGAUAACAGCGACAAUAAUGUUAUUGCCGAAUCAUCUUUGGAUCGCUUGGCUUGUGGUUUGGGUGGCAAAACAGUGUUGCCACAUGUCAUGAACGCAUUGCCGAAUAUGUUGGGACAUAGCGAUUGGAAGCAACGCUAUGCUGCGCUUAUGGCUAUUUCGGCCAUUGGUGAGGGCUGCCACAAGCAAAUGGAGGCAAUGCUGGAACAGAUUAUGGCUGGCGUAUUGAAUUUCUUGCGCGAUCCCCAUCCACGCGUACGUUACGCUGCUUGCAAUGCCAUUGGGCAAAUGUCUACAGAUUUUGCGCCAACUUUUGAAAAGAAAUUCCAUGAACAGGUCGUACCAGGGUUGUUAUCGCUGCUCGACGACGUACAGAAUCCACGUGUGCAGGCGCAUGCUGGUGCUGCUUUAGUUAACUUCUCCGAAGAUUGCCCCAAGCAUAUAUUAACCCGUUAUUUGAAUGGCAUUAUGUCCAAGCUUGAGAACAUUUUGAAUUCGAAAUUCAAAGAGCUCGUAGAGAAGGGUAACAAAUUGGUGUUGGAGCAAGUCGUCACCACCAUUGCUUCAGUGGCCGAUACAUGCGAGAAAGAAUUCGUUACCUACUAUGAUCGCCUCAUGCCAUGCUUGAAGUUCAUCAUUCAAAAUGCCAAAUCCGAGGAUUUGCGGAUGCUACGUGGCAAGACUAUAGAAUGUGUCAGCUUGAUUGGUCUGGCUGUAGGCCGUGAGAAAUUCAUUACUGAUGCUGGCGAAGUUAUGGACAUGUUGUUGAAGACGCACACCGAAGGCGAUUUGCCAGAUGAUGAUCCGCAAACAUCUUACUUGAUUACUGCUUGGGCGCGUAUGUGCAAGAUUUUGGGUAAACAAUUCGAACAAUACUUGCCGCUGGUUAUGGGCCCGGUAAUGCAUACGGCAGCUAUGAAACCAGAGGUAGCACUACUCGAUAAUGAUGAAGUGGAGGAUAUUGAAGGUGACGUUGAUUGGUCAUUUAUCAAUUUGGGUGAACAGCAGAACUUUGCCAUCCGCACCGCUGGCAUGGAGGAGAAGGCAUCUGCCUGUGAGAUGUUAGUUUGCUACGCUCGCGAAUUGAAGGACGGUUUCGCCGAUUAUGCCGAAGAAGUCGUGCGUCUAAUGGUACCGAUGUUGAAGUUCUACUUCCACGAUGGCGUGCGUACGGCAGCCGCUGAAUCUCUGCCAUAUUUGUUGGAUUGUGCAAAAAUUAAGGGUCCACAAUAUCUGGAGGGUAUGUGGCUGUACAUUUGUCCGGAAUUGUUAAAGGUAAUCGGCACGGAACCGGAGGCGGAUGUUCAAUCAGAAUUACUUAAUUCUUUGGCUAAAUGUAUUGAGACUUUGGGUCCAAAUUGCUUGAAUGACGAGGCAAUGAACCAGGUAUUGGACAUCAUUUCCAAAUAUAUGGGCGAACACUUUGAACGUGCUGACAAGCGUUUGCAAGCUCGCACCGAGGAGGACUACGAUGAUGGUGUCGAAGAGGAGUUGGCCGAACAGGACGACACCGACACAUACAUACUAUCAAAGGUGGUGGACAUUUCGCAUGCGCUAUUCCUCACCAAUAAGGCACAAUUUUUACCAUAUUUCGAUCGCAUUGCACCACAUUUUAUCAAAUUGCUUGAGCCCAACCGCUCAUGGUCUGAUAGGCAGUGGGGUGUUUGCGCUUUUGACGAUGUUAUCGAGUUUUGUGGUCCAGCCUGCGCGGCCUACCAACAGAUUUUCACACCACCUUUGCUACAAUACGUUACCGACAAAUCAGCCGAAGUACGUCAAGCAGCCGCAUAUGGCUGCGGGGUAUUGGGACAGUUUGGGGGCGAACACUUUGCCGUCACAUGUGCUCAGAUCAUUCCGCUUUUAGUGCAAGUUAUAUCCGAUGCAAAGAGUCGCGAACCCGAAAACGUCAAUCCCACAGAAAAUGCAAUAGCAGCAGUUGCGAAGAUCCUGAAAUAUAACAGCAGCGCCAUACAAAAUGUCGAUGAGAUUAUCAACCUUUGGUUCUCUUGGCUGCCCGUAACUGAGGAUGCUGAUGAGGCACCGCAUAUCUACGGAUACAUGUGUGAUCUCAUUCAGGCCAAUCACCCCAUUAUACUUGGCAAUAACAACAGCAAUUUGCCACGCAUUGUCUCAAUCAUAGCACAAGCGUUCGUCACAAAAGUUGUGGCGCCGUUAAACGAUGUGGGUACCCGCAUGCUGGGUAUUGUGAAGCAAGUAGAAUCCAACCCAGACGUUUUCCAGGCAUGCGCUAGUAUUUUGACACCUGAGCAACAGUAUGCGCUGCAGGACGCCUAUCGGGAGCUGGCUAGUGGUGCAGUGCCAGCAACUGCAUAAAAGACAACAACAACAAAUAUAAAUUUAACUGUUGCCGCUGCUGCACUCUUAUAACACUUAAUACACAGUUAUGUAUGUUUAAUUAAUAUUGAAGCGAUAAAAAAGAUAUAUGAGUAUAAAUAAACACGGGUGAUAUUGUGAUGAAUCCACCCACAGUAUAUAGCAUAUAGAAGCCCAAAACCACAGCUCCCACAUACAGCAACAACACGCGCAACAGACAAACACAUCCCAAAGGCAAAUAUGCUGCUUUAAAUAUAACACACAAAACGAACUCAAAAGCUAGAGAA